Canariomyces notabilis is the source of this 1138-nucleotide messenger RNA. RefSeq lists its product as uncharacterized. The transcript has 2 exons. NCBI's taxonomy places the organism in Eukaryota, Fungi, Ascomycota, Sordariomycetes, Sordariales, Chaetomiaceae. The record is from RefSeq and is a predicted model, not a curated record. Bases 139 to 1107 code for a protein of 322 amino acids. Gene Ontology annotation, molecular function: hydrolase activity.
GGCGUAAUCCGAAACCUUGCAUUCCUCCGACCCAGCCUAGUUGAAACGUGAGAGGCAGCUGAACCCCUCUCCUCCUCCUUAGCAUCAUUGCUUAAACAACCAAAGUUGUGAACCUGGAAAUAUCAGUUCAUUACCAAAAUGCAAGCGCCAUUCUGCCGCGACUGCAUCUCAGGGGACCUGCGUAUCAGCGAGGUCACCCUUCGAGGCACCGAGAAAGUCAUCCACGGCCUGCCCACGUACGUAGUGCAACCGCCGCCCGGUAUCGCGCCUACGGGAAUAGUCGUCAUCGUCUCGGACGCUUUCGGCUGGAAGCUGCCCAACACCCGCGCCCUCGCCGAUGCCUAUGCCAGCCGCGUCCCAUGCACGGUCUAUUUGCCUGAUUUCAUGGACGGCCAUGCACUCCCAAUAUACCUGAUGCACCUCCUGGACUCGGAAGCACCGAACCAUACGGCCCAAGUCCCCCUUCCCUUCCGACUUCUGAAGCAAGCGUGGGCUUUAGUAUGUGGUGCAGCUCACCUGCUUCGUUUCGCAUACUUCAACCGUCAAAGUGUGACGGGACCGCGCAGCCAUGCCUUUAUGCGCGCGGUGCGCACUACACCUGGACCUUCGGGCCAGAAAAACAGCAGUCUCCCGCCAAAGGUUGGCGUGGCAGGUUUCUGCUGGGGCGGCCUGUACACCGUGCUGUGGACGCACGACACGCCGCCUAAGAAGGUCGUCAUUCCUAGCAAGACUGCUGCUCGUCGUCGUGGUCGUCGUGGGGAUAGAAGUGGAGCUGGCACAGAGUAUCCGCUUGUCGACUGCGCUUUUACGGCUCAUCCGAGCAUGCUCAAGAUCCCCGAGCAGAUCGAAAUGGUAGUGCAGCCUCUUGGUGUUGCGAACGGAGAUAAUGAUCAGUGGAUGGGUGAGGCCAAGAUGAAACAGCUGGUGGCCAUCUUGCAGUCUAAGAAUGAAGCUGCUGGAAGGGAGGUCUACGACGCCGUGGUGUACGAAGGAGCGAAGCAUGGGUUUGCCACACGCGCGGAUAGGGACGAUCCGAAGCAGCUGGAGAUCGGGGAUAAGUGUGAAGACCAGGCGGUGAGAUGGUUCAAGCGGCAUUUUGAGAGCUAAUUUGUUUGUACUGAAGGGAGUGUCUACGACU